AAAUUGUUCAUCGUUACGACAAUAUAUUAUAUUGAUUUGUGUUUGAAAUGUGAUUCCAUUACGUAAUCCUGCUGCUAAUAUAUAAUCUUGUUGCUGUUUGUAAUCUACAUAUUAUAUAUUUUUACUACAAUGGAGUUGCAAUGCAAAGUGCAAAAUUAUGAAUGGGGCAAGUUAGGAUUGGAAAGUACAGUAGCAAAACUUUUGUCAAAUGCUAAUCCAAACAUUACAAUUGAUCCUGAGAAGCCUUAUGCAGAACUGUGGAUGGGUACACACUCAAAUGGACCAUCUCUCAUCAUAGAAAGAGACAUCCUUCUAUCAGAGUAUCUGAAGGACAACCAUGAUGCGGUAGGCCCUGAUGUGAAGAGGAAAUUUGGAGUUACGGUUCCUUUUCUAUUAAAAGUUUUAUCAGUUAGAAAAGCUUUGUCUAUACAAGCCCAUCCUACUAAGGAUCAUGCAGAGGUUUUACACAAGAGUUUUCCUGAUAUGUACAAAGAUCCUAAUCAUAAGCCAGAACUUGCUAUAGCUCUUACACCAUUUGAAGCGCUAUGUGGCUUUAGACCUACUGCGCAAAUCAAGGACUUUUUGAAAAAUCUACCUGAACUUGCCCAAAUCUUGCCACAAGAUAAUUUAAAUUCCUUUCUCAACAAUGAUUCUAUAGAUGACAGUGAAAAUCUUUUGAAAAUUGUCUUCCAAUCCCUCAUGACCUGUGAUAAAGAUGUAAUUGCUUCAAGCUUAAAAAACUUACAUGCAAGAUUAGCAAAAGAAGGUGGUGAAACCCAGACAUCACUUCUCUAUUCACUCGUGCAAAGACUUUAUAAAGACUAUCCAGGAGAUGUAGGCUGCUGGGCUCCGUACUUUAUGAACUACAUGAUACUAAGACCCGGUCAAGCUAUUUUCCUGAAACCCAACUUACCUCAUGCCUAUUUAAGUGGAGACUGCAUAGAAUGUAUGGCCUGUUCUGACAAUGUUGUCCGUGCGGGACUCACUCCAAAGCACAUAGACGUGCCGACACUAGUGGAUAUGUUAGACUAUAAGAGUUAUAAAACUGAGGAACUUCUGUUUGUACCACAACUGGAGGAUGAAAAUAGUUGUAUUUGGAGACCACCUGUGCCAGACUUUGCUGUUGCAAAAAUAAGGGUGGAAAGCGGUGACUCUUACAAUACUAAAGUCCGUCCCAGUCCAAGUGUUUUUAUCAUAAUUUCUGGAUCAGGUGAGGCUUGUGACACUGAGCCCGUACAAAUAAGACCUGGUGUUGUAUUGUUCUUGAAGGCGAGUCGGCAGUUAACACUAACACCAGCUGAAAACUCGCAUAUAGAAGCAUAUCAAGCUAUAUGUAACAUUUGAGCAAAAAUUGGUUUAAUAGAUUAUUUUUAAUGUCAUAAUAUUAGUGCUCUUAUUGACUUGAGAGAAUUUUAUUGGACAGCAUUAAAAAUAUAACCAUCCCUUACUUUUAUAGGGGCGAAAAAGAGACAGGCGUUUUAGUUACCUAUAAAUAAUUUUUAAAAGUAAGUAAUUAAUAAUUAUGACAUUGUAUACAUAGUUGUAAAAAGCAAUGAAAUUAUAUACUUUUUAGUAUUUUUAUGCUUUAUUUUUAAAUGUUUAAAUUGUUUUUAUUUUAUAUUUAGCGUCACACUUGUAAGUUACCUAUAAUUAUAGGCUUCAUCUAAUGAAUUAUAAAUUAUGUGCCUUAAAAGUUUGACAUGAAUCUACAAGUAUUAUAAAGUAUAGUAACUAAGUAAAUAAAUAGUGGUAUUCACAAAUAUGUUAUUGGAUAAUAAAGGCUAUUUACAUUUUAAUUAUUAUUAAGAUAAAA
Molecule: messenger RNA, 1813 nt
Organism: Vanessa atalanta (red admiral)
Lineage: Eukaryota; Metazoa; Arthropoda; Insecta; Lepidoptera; Nymphalidae
Gene: Mpi
Product: mannose-6-phosphate isomerase
Exons: 7
Coding region: 130-1344 (404 amino acids)
Biological process (GO): carbohydrate metabolic process; GDP-mannose biosynthetic process
Cellular component (GO): cytosol
Molecular function (GO): mannose-6-phosphate isomerase activity; zinc ion binding
Source: RefSeq, a predicted model, not a curated record